This is a messenger RNA of Syzygium oleosum, 2664 nucleotides long. RefSeq lists its product as uncharacterized. Gene Ontology annotation, molecular function: protein binding. Bases 192 to 2438 code for a protein of 748 amino acids. Lineage: Eukaryota; Viridiplantae; Streptophyta; Magnoliopsida; Myrtales; Myrtaceae. The transcript has 3 exons. The record is from RefSeq and is a predicted model, not a curated record.
UUUCCCUUUUUACCGUUCUUUCCGGUUAUCGUUUCCCUCUCAAUCUUUCCGCCCCCACCAUCCCCUCCUCCUCCGCCCCAAGCAGGAGCCAAACGGAUCGAAGUCCGCCGCGCACGGCGGUUGAUUCCGCCGCGAGCGAGCGACUGCUCUCUCUCCCUCCCACCACCACCGUCGCCUCCACUCGCCACCCAAUGAGAACCUCAAUCUCUCCGAACCGAACCCAGCUCAAUCACCUGCUAAUUCCCCAUUUCUUCUCACCAUCGUCGUCGUCGUCGUCGUCAUCGCUCGUCCGUUCUCUAUCACCCUCCUCUCAUCGGAGAAACCGCACUUUCAUCCACACCCAUCACCCGAAAUGGCUCCGCAGCGCGACCCACGUGGCGUUGCUGUCGGCCAGAACCUCCGCCGCUUCCGGGUCGGCGAGCUAUGGCGGGUGGGAAGACUUCGGGCCCUCUGACGGCUCCGGCCGCCCCGGCGAGUCGACCCAGUUGCGGAAAUUCUUGGUCUCUGUCGGAAUCGACGACCAGAGGCACGUGUUCAUGUUCGCCUUGGGGCUUGUCUGCGCGCUGGCCAUUUCUAGAGUAAGGGUUUCUUCCAUAGUCAUAUUCCCCGCUUGCGUCUCGGUUUUUGUGGUCGGGUUCUCGCUUGGUUUGGUUCGCGGCGGAAUUGUGGCAGAGGCGGUUGGGAGUAAGAGGCGGUCGAAAGAGGACGUGCUUAAGGUUUACGGCGAGAAGUGGCGGAUAUUGGUGGAUUUUUUGGAUGAAUUAGAUGUUAGAGUUAACCAUUUAAUGAGUGAUGUUAGGAGUUCUAUGGAGAGUAAAAGAGUUGGAUUGAAUGAUUUGGAAAGUUAUGUUCAAGAACUUCAGAUGAUCAGUUCAUCGGCUUCAAAUGUUAGAGAUAACAUGCGUGGCUCUUUAGCUAGUUCUGGGAACUCCAGCGGCUCGUUAAUUGAGAAUGAGAAGUCAAAUAAGAAAAGGAAAGACCAUGGACAAUUCGGGUUUCUGUUGUUGGAAUCCAUGGGGGGCCUAUUUAGUGGAAGUUUGGGUGGUCUAAAGCCUAACAAAAUAAAGGAUAGUAUGAAAGAAGAGAACCUGGGGAGUGUGGUGAAGGAUGAUGCUAUUGAAGGUGCUCCAAAAAUGGCAUCUGAAGUAAAUCAUGGUCAUAGAAGUUCAGGUUCAUACGAAGAUGUGGUACAUAGGCAAAAAAUUUAUCAGGGUGGAAGAAGAACAAGAGAGGUUAUGGAAAAUGGAAGUAUGAGUUUGGAUGAGGAGGGUGGGAGUACCAGAAAUUAUGUCAACAACAUGAGGAGGUCUAAUUACCACACAGACAGCUUUCAUUCCUUAAAUAGUCAAUAUGUGUACUCGAAGGAAAGACACAGUUAUAAAUCUCAAUCACAGGAACCCCGUGAUAACCAGCUUGAUUUUGUGGAUUUUGACAUGAAGACAAAACAUGUGGAAACCGAGGCUUCCAUUGUGGAAGACCAGUUGCUUCAGAAAUCUGAGAGAUAUUAUGCAUCUCGCCGAAGCAGCGAAAGGAGGAAGGUGCAAACUUACCAAUCUCAAGUGAGAAAAGAGACAAUGAAUUCCCAAGAUGAUCUCUUUUUUGUUGACCACCGGUCUGAACUCGAGGGAGAUGUUAGUUCGAUGUCCUCUCCCAAUAUUUUAGAUGACAUGGAGUUUGAUAGGUAUCUAACAGAAGCAAAUAACCUUCUAAAGCAAGCCAAGGAGUUGGUGAGGGGAAGACAUGAUGAAGAGCAUGCAGAGGCCAUCCUUUACGAGUCUGCGGGAUUGCUCUCUAGAGCGAUAGCCAUGAAACCGAUGAGCUUGUUGGCCGUGGGUCAGCUGGGUAACACCUAUCUACUCCAUGGAGAACUGAAGUUGAGAAUUAGUCGUGAUUUGAGAACUUUAUUAACAAGCGGCGAGUCAUACUUCGAGAAACGAGUAAGAAUUGGAGGCAGUGGUGGCCACCAUUUCUCCAGCAAAGAUAAAAUUGGGUCUGUCCUUGUUCAGGUGUGUGAAGAGUGUGAGGAACUUCUUGUAGAAGCUGGCAGAAAGUAUAGGCUUGUAUUGUCAAUUGAUGGGAAUGAUGCUAGAGCCUUAUACAAUUGGGGUCUUGCUCUAUCCUUCCGUGCCCAGUUGAUUGCAGACAUAGGACCAGAAGCAGCUUUUGACGCAGACAAAGUGUUUAUGGCUGCAAUUGACAAAUUUGAUGCGAUGAUGUCUAAAGGAAACGUAUAUACUCCAGAUGCUUUGUUCAGAUGGGGUGUGGUAUUGCAACAGAGAUCUCGCUUACGCCUGAGAAACAGUUCAGAGAAAGUGAAGUUGCUUGAGCAAGCAAAGAGACUAUAUGAAGAUGCACUCGAUAUGGACUCUGACAAUUCUCGUGUAAGGGAGGCCUUAUCCUCAUGCAUACUUGAGCUGGACUAUAAGCGCUCAUUGUAGCAUUAACAGCAGAAAGUCACAGGAAACAUUAUGCUUUCACUAUCUAUGCCCUAUGUGUUGGGCCUGAAAUUUUCUCUCCCCAAUAAUUAUCUGAAAACUGUGCUUUAGGCGGGGCACUCUUUUAUGUACUGCAUAUCUGUGUAAGUAGGUUAAUAAAUGAGGAAAUAAGAUGCAGGGCAAUUGAAGCAAAGCCAAAUAAUCACAAUAAAGUGACACUGUUUCUGUU